Trichoderma reesei QM6a is the source of this 501-nucleotide messenger RNA. RefSeq lists its product as uncharacterized. Lineage: Eukaryota; Fungi; Ascomycota; Sordariomycetes; Hypocreales; Hypocreaceae. The record is from RefSeq and is a predicted model, not a curated record. The coding region runs from base 1 to 501 and encodes 166 amino acids. The transcript has a single exon. Gene Ontology annotation, biological process: protein transport.
AUGGACACACAAACACCACCCCAGUACCAGGAAGACGGCAGUGGCCAGACUUCUCUCAAUGCCUUGGGCUCACUCGUGGCCCAAUUGUCUCAGUAUGGCCAGAAUGCGUCCAACAACCUCCAAAAGAGCUUCACCGACAUGUCAUUACACUCAUGGCUGCGGCUCGUCAUGAUUGUCUGCACAUACUUGCUGAUUCGGCCACACGUCAUCAAAUACUCCACCAAGUUCGCCGUCAAGAAGCUGGAAGAGCAGGAGGCAAAGGAAAAGGCCGAGGCACAGGAGGCGGUUGCCAAGAUGUCGCCCAACGAUUUACGUGGCCUCAACGCUUCGACAGAAUUCGACGUUGAUGCUGAUGAAGGUGCCGAUGGGAGCAGCGCAGACUGGGGCUCCAAGGCGCGAGUCAGGCAGAGGAAAGUCAUCAGGAAGCUCCUGGAAGCCGAGGAGAAGCGACGACUGGAGGAGGAAGAAUCCGACGAGGACAUUCGGGAUCUCUUGCAGUAA